CGAAACCUUUUGUCCCUCUGACCGUCGCUUCCCCCUCUGAGCCUCUGUAAUCUCACACACACUUUCUCCAAGUUCAAGCUGCUUAGAAAACCUGAGUGCCCAAAAAACACAAAUUUAAAAGGUGAACACCAUAGUUACUUAUUAAAAUUUAAAAUGUGCAAUAAACACACCAAUUUCUUAUGAUUACUUAUAACUGCUCCAUAAUUAUCUAAAAUCUUGUUUUGGGACGAAGAUCUAACGAUCAUUAAAAACUGGAAUUGUUCAGUGGAAACUUUCAUUUUAAUCCCAUAUCGGGUGUGUGGGCCAAGAAUCCGGCCCAAAGGCAUGAUGGUGAUCAGAAAUGUUUCCUAAAAUAAGACUUUCUGUACAGCACAAACUUUUGCUUUUAUUUUGGUUUUACAGGAAAUGACCACAAACAUCCAGAUUCAGGCAAACCUGUUAGUUUAAGUUCAUUAAAACAAAAGUCUUGAAGUGGUCUUGUUGCUGAGAAUUUAAAGAUGUAUAGUUAGCUUCCAAUAAGCUAACUAAUCAAAUUAGAAAUUUAGUUUGGAGAUAAAUAUUUAGCCUAACUAAAUAGUGAGUUUAAUAUUUAGCUUGCAAACUAAAUAGUUUCCUUUAAACUAGUCAGCCAGAUAUUUACUGAGCAAGCUAAAUAUUUAGCUCACUUAUUAAACAGCUAAAUACUGGGCUUCAAACUAAAUACUGAGUUAAAUGUUGAAGCUAAUCAUUUAGCUUCAAACUAAGUAGAGCUAAACAUUUAGUUAGCAAUCUACACAUUUAGUUAAGCUAAACAGUAUAUUUAGUCAUUUGAAUGGCCAUCAGAGAGCAGACAUGUUUGAACUUUUAAGGUUGUGAUUAGAGAAAAUAUGGUGUCAUUAGCAUCAGAGGUGAGUAGCUAAUCUUUACUUUAGUUACAUUUUGGAAAACGUUUGGAAAUAGUUUUACUGCACUUUACUAUUCUGAAGAAUCUCUACAAACUUUGUUCUAAUGUUAAUUUCUGUCUGCAGAGCCUGAUGUUCCAUUUGGAGACACAGUGAGGAAACUGAACAUCUUGUUCAGACUUGAACUGUAUGAACAUUAUUACUGUAAGUAUCAUUUUCAUCAAGUUUAUACUGAAAACAUUGGUAAAAGUUCUGCUUACAUUUUUUAUUUUGAACAGCAUUAUUUGUAUUAAUGUUUUCAUUUUAGUCUUUAAAGUUUUGUUUUUGUGUAAUGACAUCAUUUUUUAAAAUACUAAAUCAAACGUUAUGAUCCAUUUCUCAGUUGCCUUUUUACCAAAUACUUUUUAUUCGUAGAUGAAUAAUAUGGCUUAUAUGGCUGCUUUUUAUUUUUACUACAGUAAAAUAUGCUAAAGUAUGAACUCGGCCCUCUGAAGGCCAGCUUAUAAAAUACUUUUGAUCUCAUUCAUGAUGUAAAUUAGAUGCAGGUUGUGUAAAAUCCUGUAAGUUAUUUCACAACUUGAACUGGAGUGUUAAAGAAAAGCCGCUCUCACUGUGAAACCAGUUCCUGAUGUUAAAGGCCAAACAGAGGUUUCUACUUUUAAAUCAACUACCAGAGUUUCUCUGAACAGCUUCCACACUUUAGUUUCUGAAAUACAAACAAAUAUUUGGCUUAUUUUCUUUCAUGCAUUUUCUCACAUCUGGACCUGCUUUCAGUGUCAUUUCUCAAUAUAAACCUAAUUAAAAUGCAUAAACGUCCGUCUGAUUGUCAGGUUUUAUGCUUGUAAAAGUUUAGCCUCAUUUUGGGUUUUGUUUUGUUUUUUUGUCAACACUUGUGACACUGUGAGCUGAAACACAUGAGAAGUGCGGCAGGAAAUGUGAUGAACUCGUGUGUCAACAAAGACACGUCAUGAGCCGGGGACUUCCUCUCCGACCAAGUCCCCUCCGAUAAAUCUGUUUUGAAAAACCGCUGAAUCACACGUCACUAAAUCAGCUGCUCCUCACAUCAGAUGUUUCUCUUUAACUCAUAUUCAUAACUCAUUAAAGUGAGAUCAUUCUUCUCUAAGCAUGACUUUAUUUUAUAUUUCAGCAUAAACUCCCACUUCUUUUCAGAUUUCAGAUUUAAUUUAAUCCAAUUUAUUGUAUUUUUCUUACAUUACACACUUUUAUCUGUCUACCUCCCAACAAAAUAAACCUUUAUUUGCCUGAUUUAUUGAAGAAGGUGUAAUAUAUUCAGUAUUGCCACAGAGGUAGACACUUCCCAGUCAGGAGUGUUGAGCAAAUCAAAUGAUGAGAAACAGGAAGGUGAGUUUGAUGGGAGGAGAGUCGACAGAUACAAACUUCGUCUCCUGUCCAGUUGUGACAUAUUUGGAGCCUUUCUGCAGCCAAGACAACAUGUUUACUGAUCCAAACAUGUCGUCAUUUGUUGACGACUUCAGCUCUAUCUACGAAGAGUUGAACUUCACCUACAACUACACGGAGUUCAUCCUGAACCCGGCGACCGAACCCUGCGACAACUUCCGGUUCCCGGAGGUCAUGAUGCUGAUCGCCUGCUUGUUUUACGUCUUCGUCUUCCUGUUGGCCAUACCGGGGAAUCUGGUGGUGGGGUUGGUGAUCGGGCUGAGCAAGCAGGCGCUGACCCCCUCUGACCUCUACCUGCUCCACCUGGCGGUUGCGGACCUCCUGCUGGCCUUCACCCUGCCCUUCUGGGCCACCUCCGUCACCUCCGGCUGGGUGUUUGGGGAUCUCAUGUGUAAAAUCGUCACAGUCCUGCAGGAGCUGAGCUUCUACUCCAGCAUCCUGUUCCUGACCUGCAUCAGCAUGGACCGGUACAUGGUCAUAGUGCGGGCGAUGGAGGCCCGCCGCGCAAACCGCCAGGUGUGCAGUUGGGUUAUCUGCGUCGUGGUUUGGGUUGUCGGUGGGUUGCUGUCCCUACCGGGGUUCUUCAGCUCCGCGUUCCCUUCCCGAAACACAACCCACAUGGUUUGCGCAGUGCAGUACAACCCCAGCAGCGCAGACGAGUGGCGGUUGGGCACCAGAGUCCUCCGCCACCUCCUGGGGUUCGUCAUCCCGCUGGCCGUCAUGCUGCCCUGCUACGGGGUGACCAUCCAGCGGCUCCUCCACGUCCGCGGCGGCUUCCAGCGGCAGCGCGCCAUGAGGGUCAUCAUAUGCGUGGUGGUCGCCUUCCUGCUCUGCUGGACGCCGUACCACCUGGCGGUGAUGGCGGACACCUUCUUCCGGCUGAAGAUCGUGGAGUACGGGUGCCAGGAGAGGACGGCGGUGGACCAGGCCAUGUUUGCCACGCAGAGCCUGGGGCUGCUGCACAGCUGCGUCAACCCGGUGCUGUACGCGUUUGUUGGGGAGAAGUUCAGGAAGAAGCUGCUGCAGAAAAUGAGGAAGAUGGGACUGUUGGAGCGGGCGUCGAUCUCCAGGGCCAGCAGGUCCUCCAUAUCAUCGGAAAUCACAUCAACAGUCAUGUGAAAAUGUUACUUAGAGCUGCAGGAUGAAACUUUUACAAAAGUGUUUUUUACAUAUUUGUUGAAACCUUCACCAUGAUGUGACAGUUUAUGAGACAGAUAAUCUGUGAAUAAGUCAAGCUCCUCCUCGACCCCGCCGGACUUUCUACAAAUUUAUUUACUUCUAGUUGCCUUUAAAACUUCUUUGCCUUUUGUAAAUAAGUUUCCUAUGUGUUGAUGUACAUUUCAUUGUAUUUAUGCUACCAGAAGAAAGGCUUCCUUAACUUAAGCUGGGGACAUUUGUGCAGAACUGGGUAAAAGUACCAAAAAUUAAACUCAAAUAACAUCAGCACUACUUCAACAUUUCUUUACUCAAGUAAAAGUAAAAGUAACCGUCCAAGAAAUUACUCAAGCAAAAAUAAAAAUGUACUUGGUAAAAUUAUGACUGAGUAACGGAUCAAAAAAUUUGAUUUAGUAUUUUUUAAAAAUCAUAUCAUUGCACAAAAAUAUGAAUUUAGGUGAAAAUCCUUUUAUUUUAAGGACAAAUGAAAAUAUUGAUGUGAAUAAAUGAGAAAAUUAAAGAAUAACAAAAAAGCUCUAAGUUUAUCAGUUACUCAAAUACGACUAACUGAUCUAAUUAUUUAAAAAUGACAUCAUCAGACACAUACAAAAUUUAAAUUUAAAACAACACCACUACAAAAUCAGAUUAUAGAAGCAUUUUUACAAAUCAAUUUCUUAAAAAAAACAUAUGAAAUGUAUUUUAAAAAAUGCAGGCGUGUUGGGCAAAGUUUUGGUACACUGAUUUUUACUCAGCUAUGCAUUUGUGUUGCCUCUGUUUUUAUUUUAGCAGAAUUAUAUCUUAGUGAAAGGUGGGAAAACCAGAUCUGUCAACAUUUAGGGUAAGUUGUGAAAAUAUUUCAUAACUAGCUUACAGCAUCACAAUGUCUAGACAGACAAAAUGCUAAAAAAGAAACACCAACAGAUACACAAGAAACUGUGAAAUAGAUGUUGGUCUUUUAUGAAUCUGUUUUUUGUGUAAAUAUAAAAAUAUUUUUUAUCUGCUGUUAUUAUUAUUAAAUAGUUUCAAAUGAAGCUAGAUUGUUGUAUUGUACAUAUUAAAAAUCUAAUUUCUGUAAGGCCGAGAAACUUCAUUAAAGUUGAAACAAGGACU
This is a messenger RNA of Xiphophorus couchianus (Monterrey platyfish), 4565 nucleotides long. Its product is annotated as C-X-C chemokine receptor type 2-like. Gene Ontology annotation, molecular function: C-C chemokine binding; C-C chemokine receptor activity. The record is from RefSeq and is a predicted model, not a curated record. Gene Ontology annotation, cellular component: external side of plasma membrane; membrane. The coding region runs from base 2226 to 3419 and encodes 397 amino acids. Gene Ontology annotation, biological process: immune response; neutrophil chemotaxis; calcium-mediated signaling. The transcript is spliced from 3 exons. Lineage: Eukaryota; Metazoa; Chordata; Actinopteri; Cyprinodontiformes; Poeciliidae.